Aptenodytes forsteri (emperor penguin) is the source of this 735-nucleotide messenger RNA. It is a transcript of the gene RHBDL1, whose product is annotated as rhomboid like 1. Gene Ontology annotation, molecular function: serine-type endopeptidase activity. The record is from RefSeq and is a predicted model, not a curated record. The coding region runs from base 1 to 735 and encodes 244 amino acids. The transcript has 6 exons. Gene Ontology annotation, cellular component: membrane. NCBI's taxonomy places the organism in Eukaryota, Metazoa, Chordata, Aves, Sphenisciformes, Spheniscidae.
AUGCGGGUAACAUGCCAGGAUACGGAUUCCUGUGGCAGGAUGCAGGCGCUGUACUGUGAUGCAGAAACCUGUACCAGUGUGCAGCUCGACCCCGAAAACACCGGCUUCAUUGGGGUGGAGACGUUCGCCAGCCUCGUCCCCAGCCAUGAGCUGCCCCUGGACCCCGCCAAGCUGGACAUGCUGGUGGCCCUGGCACAGGGCAACGACGAGGGGCAGGUCUGCUAUCAGGAGCUGGUAGACCUGAUCAGCAGCAAGCGCUCGAGCAGCUUCAAGCGCGCCAUCGCCAACGGGCAGCGAGCCCUGCCCCGCGACGUGUUGCUGGACGAGACCGGCCUGGGCUUCUACAAGCGCUUCGUCCGCUACGUGGCCUACGAGAUCCUGCCCUGUGAGAUGGACCGGCGCUGGUACUUCUACCAGCACCGCACGUGUCCGCCCCCCGUCUUCAUGGCAGCCGUCACCCUCACCCAGAUCAUCGUGUUCCUCUGCUACGGGGCCCGCCUGAACAAGUGGGUGCUGCAGACCUACCACCCCGAGUACAUGAAGAGCCCCCUGGUCUACCACCCCGGGCACCGGGCGCGCGCCUGGCGCUUCGUCACCUACAUGUUCAUGCACGUGGGGCUGGAGCAGCUGGGGUUCAACGCCCUCCUGCAGCUGAUGAUCGGGGUGCCCCUGGAGAUGGUGCACGGCAUCCUGCGCAUCAGCUUCCUCUACCUGGCUGGCGUCCUGGCAGGAUGA